Messenger RNA from Protopterus annectens (West African lungfish), 3909 nucleotides. It is a transcript of the gene CPA6, whose product is annotated as carboxypeptidase A6. NCBI's taxonomy places the organism in Eukaryota, Metazoa, Chordata, Ceratodontiformes, Protopteridae. The transcript has 11 exons. Gene Ontology annotation, molecular function: zinc ion binding; metallocarboxypeptidase activity. Gene Ontology annotation, biological process: proteolysis. The coding region runs from base 283 to 1587 and encodes 434 amino acids. The record is from RefSeq and is a predicted model, not a curated record.
CUUAAUGGCUGUACUAGAAAGUGAACUCGACAUUUACCUUGGAAUUUUAAUGCUGGGAUGCUGACUUGUUUUAACUUUGUUGUACUUAAAGAUAGUAGCUUAUUCAUACUAUAACUUUGGAGGGGUUUUUGAUUUGCAACUGGGUUUUAUUUUAACCUAGCAUUUUACCCCUUUCCCAGAAUCUCACAGUUUUCCGUCCAUCUAGCUGGCAGAUUAUUGAAUUCACUACAUAUCAAUCAGUUCUGCUCAUGUAAAUACAUAUUUUUGCUUCUCUUAUGCACCAUGGGGCUAAAUGUGCACUUCUGUACUCUGCAACUUCUUGUUCUCAGCCUUCUUUGUUUACCAUUCUCAGCACACGCUCACCUUUACAACAACCGCUAUGCUGGGGAUCAAGUUAUUAGAGUAACUCCAACAACAGAUGAAGAAGCAGAAGUAGUUAGGAACAUCAAUCAACAGUUCAAGACUGACCUGUGGCAGCCAAGCAGCACUUUUAACAUCAGAACAGGCACAAUAGUGGAUAUGCACAUAGAAAAAAAUACCUUGCAGACCUUUUUGGCUUGGCUUCAGCAAACAGGAAUCCAGUACAGGAUUCUCAUACCAGAUUUGCAGCAAGAGAUAGAAAAGCAACAUGGCUUCAAGCGUGGACGGAGUCGUCGAUCAGAAAAAGGACACGAUUAUGAAGUUUAUCACUCUCUAGAAGAGAUUCAAAACUGGAUGUAUGACAUGAAUAAGACCUAUUCAGACCUUGUACAUAUGUUCUCCAUCGGAAAAUCAUAUGAAAAAAGGCCACUUUUCAUUCUUCGGCUAGGCAAAACAAGCCAGACGUACAAGCGUGCUGUGUGGAUAGACUGUGGUAUCCAUGCUAGAGAGUGGAUUGGACCUGCUUUCUGUCAGUGGUUUGUUAAAGAGGUUGUGCAGACAUACAACAAUGACCCUGUUAUGCAGAUGUUUUUAAAUCGCCUUUAUUUCUACAUCAUGCCAGUGCUGAAUGUUGAUGGUUACCAUUUCAGCUGGACAAACGAUCGGUUCUGGAGAAAAACAAGAUCUAAAAGCUACAGGUUUGGUUGCAAUGGUGUGGACGCUAACCGCAACUGGAAUGUGCAGUGGUGUGAUGAAGGAGCCUCUUCAGACCCAUGUGAUGAUAUUUAUUGUGGACCUUUCCCAGAGUCAGAACCUGAAGUAAAAGCUGUUGCUAAAUUUCUUCGCAAACGCAAGCACCAAAUAAAAGCAUAUCUUUCAUUUCAUGCUUAUGCUCAAAUGUUGCUUUAUCCAUACUCUUAUAAGUAUGAGGAGAUUCCAAACUUCAGCUGUGUGGAAUCUGCAGCUCACAAGGCAGUUAAUGCAUUGUAUUCAGUCCACGGAAUCCGGUAUAGAUAUGGUCCGGCAUCUACUACUAUGUAUGUGAGCUCCGGAAGUUCUAUCGACUGGGCAUACAAAAAUGGUAUACCUUAUGCUUUCGCAUUUGAAUUGCGUGACACUGGACACUAUGGCUUUCUUCUUCCUGACAGUCUCAUAAAACCAACAUGCACUGAAACUAUGCUAGCAGUCAAAAACAUUACACUGCAUUUGCUCAAAAAAUGUAGAUAACAUAUAAUUUUGUUUGCAGCAGAAGAUAGAACAUUGGGUAAAAUGUGCCAGAUCACUUAAGUGUAUGUUAUGUUACGUUUAUGUUAUGUUAUUUUUUAAUAUUAUUUUAAAGGUCAGAAAACAUAAGGAACUUCAAUUCAUCCUUUAAUAUGAGAUACAAGAAUGUAAUAACUCAUGACCUUUCAGGAUAUUAGUCCAGUAUGAUGUAUAAUUAUUUUUUGAUAUUAUCAUUCUAAAUGACUACACUUAUGAGGUGGAAGUGUUUUAAUAAAAUAUUGUCUUAAAAAAUUGAACUCCAAAAAAUGGUUCUGCUUUGUCUUCUUAAAAUGGCAGCUGCACUUUUAUGCAGCUGAAUGGUGAGUUGUCAGACAGUAUACCUCACAUGGAACUACAAAUAUGCUACAGAGACACAGAUUUUCAAAUAAUAAUAAUAAUAAUAAAAUUGAGGAAUAGCAUUUGGUAAAUUAGCCCUUCUGGCCUCUGCUACACUAACUCCUAAAAUAGUGAAAAAUAAGAGUAAGUUCCUUUCUAAAGAUUCCUCUUCAGUUUUAGCUAUGGACACGUUAAGCUUUCUUACACUGUCCCUUGUGAUUGUCUAAUGUCAGAGGUAAAUUCUGAGAAGACAAAAGAGUGGCAGGUGUACUAUCACUGUUCAGUGCUCUAGGAUGAUGAUGAAUUUCUGGCAGAUGCGUGGACCUAAAUCCGCAGAAAGUAUGUGUUCAAAAUUAUUGCUACAAAGCUUCUGUUGCUCUUCCCCAGGGGUAGCUGUAGCUGCUAGCUGCAGAUUGCCAUUGCAGUAGGGCUAUCUUGAAUACAUGACUCAAGUCAGAACCUGUACUCAUAACAGUCACACCUUCUCAAACACAGAUGUCAUUGAUGUGGCUUUGCUUCAUGCAAGUAAUAUGCACAUAGCAUUGCUGCAAUGAAGACAGUCAAUAUGGAAUAUAAAGCACUGUUUCCAGCACAAAGGGUAACUGGAAGCCAAAACAGCUUUUAAGCAUUAGAAAUUGAGGUUGUACAGCAUUAAAUAUUUGAUAAGUGUUUUUACUUUACCAGAAUUCGCUACUCUUAUGGGCAUUGUAAUGUAAAUACAUUAAAAAUGGAAACUAGGAUCACUGGAUGUAAUGUCUUACAUAAAUGUGCACAAAUACAUCAGUUCAUUACUUACAUAGAAAACAGCUACAUUGUUCUCUUUUCAUCAUCAUCAUAUGUUCCUUAACAUUCAUAACUUCAUAUUCAAAGUACUCUUUACCACAGUUACCUAUCUUUCUACCUGCCAGAUAGCAACUCUUUCUAAUUUAUAUUGCAAAUUUGCUUCAUUGCUUCACUGGAAAGAUUCCAAGACUGUAACCAACUGCUGCAUAUGCAAGUUUAUAGCUAUGAGUGAACUUUGCCCAAAAUGCAGACUAUUAUGUACUGUAAUGCCCAAUAAAUUCGGUUCUUCCAAUGAUCCUAUACUAUAGAGGUAGCCUGGGAAGGUGGAAUGAAGAGGCCAGUUGCCAGCUCUCUUGUACUGGUCAGAGGAUAUAGGAGCUAUUACAGUAGUGUGCAUCCAGAGGGGACCUGGCAGGUAGAUGAAAAUUCUUUAGCUCAGCGGGUGAGUUGUAGGCUAGUUUAUAUACAAGAUUGCUCAGUACUGUACAAAUGCUGACCUAAGGUAAUAAAGUAGGUAACCCCUGUCUCCAAAUGGUCUUGGCGAAGAUAGAGGGCUAUUCACACACCUUGUCCUUUGCCUACCACAUUUAGAAGCACUGAAUUUAUCAUUGCAGGGCAGCGAACAAAGAUUAAAGCCACAGCCAGAUGUGGAACUCAGUAGGGUUGGCCCUCAAGGUAGGACAGGGUGGGGUGCAGCAAAUUAAAUAUAAAUUUAGUAAAAAGUAGAGACUGUUGCUUUGGGACACAGUUUUAUUACUGCAUCUGCUUUUAUUCACAGAGCCCUCUUUUAAAUGACUGUUAAAAUAUCAUUAUGUGAAUUACAUGAUUUAGACAUAUUUAACUUAUUAAUAUUAUCAAGAGUCAGGCUACAUCAACAGAACUGUAGUGACACUCACUUCUAAGUUUUAUAAUAUGUAACUACUUUUUUUCUAAAGUUUGUUCUUUGCUUUCUCAUAUAAAAGGAUAUUUAAUCCUUCAUUAUUUUGUGAUUUAAAAAAAACUUUAAUUACUGAGCCUGUUAAAAUUAUGUACUGUAUGUGUUUUAAAUUGUUUACAGGUACCGAAUUUCAAGUUGUACUGUCCAUCAAUUGACAACUGUAUGCUUAAAUGCUAAAGAAAUCUUUUAAUAAAUGGAAUCUAUUAAUAACAAAUGAAUACAAAAAUGGA